Cavia porcellus (domestic guinea pig) is the source of this 6416-nucleotide messenger RNA. RefSeq names its product transforming growth factor beta receptor 1 (gene Tgfbr1). Gene Ontology annotation, biological process: transforming growth factor beta receptor signaling pathway; protein phosphorylation; activin receptor signaling pathway. The transcript is spliced from 10 exons. Bases 1658 to 2992 code for a protein of 444 amino acids. Gene Ontology annotation, molecular function: transforming growth factor beta receptor activity, type I; SMAD binding; ATP binding. The record is from RefSeq and is a predicted model, not a curated record. Gene Ontology annotation, cellular component: plasma membrane; activin receptor complex. Lineage: Eukaryota; Metazoa; Chordata; Mammalia; Rodentia; Caviidae.
AGUUUGGCAUUGUAUUUGAUAAGAAGAUGAACAUGUCAAAUGAGAGGAGAUUAGAACAUUAAAGCUUGUGUAAGUACAUGUUGUGGUUCACCAAGUCUUCCAAGAUUUGUAGUGGUGACUUUUUUUGGCUAAGCUCAGUAAUUUUUUUUCUUUCAUCUGUGAAGGGUAGGAGUUACAUAAACUAAAUACGUGUCAAGAGACUUGAUUAAUAUGUGAAGUGUUUGCUUCUGUGGUACAGGCUGUAAGAAUGGUUGAAUGUUGGGAAGUGUUUCUCCCAUACCUGAUGAUCACACUCUUAUAGAAGUGUUUGACACUAUACUUUGCACAUGUAUAACUUUAAUUUAAAAAUCUAAUUUAUGGCAAUUAUAAGUAUAUUUAUGCAUUGUAAAUCUGAAGGAUUAAAUUCUCCUGUUGGAAAACAUAUUCUUAGAUGGAUAAAUAUACACACAAAAGCCAGAAAAUCUGUUUUUUUCCUAAGAGAGUCUUAAACUGCCAAGAAUAAUGUGAUAGACUAAGACAAAUAUAACAACAAAAAGGUAGAUAUGGUAAGAUGAAUAUGCGAUAAAAUAAAAACUACAAAGCGUUUAAGGGAAGAAGGAGAUAUUUUAUAAUAGUAAGAGGUACUAUUCCCCAAGAUAUGUAACUUAUGCAACUAUUAAAAUAUCUUCAUUAUAUGAAGCUAAAAUAUUUAAAGAAACACAAGAAAUCUAUAAAAUCACUGUGGAUUAAGAAAGCAAAAUUUGAAUAAUAUGAUAAAACAGAUUUAUAUAUUUCAAUUCUGUAAUGAGCAACAUUCUUUCAAAAUACUUCUGGAGUUUUCCAGGAAAUUGGCAAUGUGAAGAUGCACAAUGAACACUCAGAUUAAAGUCCGUAAUAACAAAAGCCAAAAUAGUAGAUUUGCCUGAAAAUUUAAGAUGACUUCUCAGUAAUCUCUUGAUUAUGGAGGUUACAGUUAUAACUACAAAUCAUUUAUAAGUGAAUAAGAGCCCUAUAUAACAAAAGUAGUGAGUGUUUUGCUAAAGUAGUACCCAAAGGAAAGUUUGAAAACAAGAAGUUUGAAAAUCAAGGCAGGGAAGGAUCAUAUAAGGAAAUAAUACACAGAAAACUAGAAAUAUAGAAAAAAGUAAGAAAUGGUCUUUGGAAACAUGUUAAAAUAAACCUGUAUUUGCCAAGUGUAAAAAAGUGACAGUAAGAAUACAGAAGUGACGGAGAAUAGUGUCUUUGUUUUAAUGUCCUUCAACUUCAGGUUUUUUCUUAAAGGUUAGGAAUUUUGAAUAAUCUCUGGAUCCAGCUGUCUCCUUUUUUCCCCUUGUGUGUGUGUGUGUGUGUGUGUGUGUGUGUGUGUGUGUGUGUGGGGUUUGAGAAGUUUCUUGUUUUACCUUUCACAUUACAUCUGGAACUGAUUUUGUAUUGUGGUAUAAAGUGUGUUUAUCUUUUUUUUUUUUUUUUUUUUGUUACCGGGAUCGAACUCAAAACAACGUACUUGCCAGGCAGGUGUGUAUGUUGCUGAGCUGAAUCUUUGGCCCACACAACCUUGUGUUUGCCAGCAUUACAGUGUUUCUGCCAGCUCUGUGCAAAAGACAAUUAUACCUGCGUGACAGAUGGCCUCUGCUUUGUCUCUAUCACAGAGACUACAGACAGAAUUAUACACAACACCAUGUGUAUAGCUGAAAUCGAUCUAAUUCCUCGAGAUAGACCAUUUGUAUGUGCACCCUCUUCAAAAACUGGGGCUGUUACCACAACACAUUGCUGCAAUCAGGACCAUUGCAAUAAAAUAGAACUCCCAACUACCGGCCCUUUUACAGAGAAGCAGUCAUCUGGCCUUGGUCCUGUGGAGCUGGCAGCUGUCAUUGCGGGGCCGGUCUGCUUCGUGUGCAUCUCCCUUAUGUUGAUGGUCUAUAUCUGCCACAACCGAACUGUCAUUCAUCACCGUGUGCCAAAUGAGGAGGACCCGUCCCUGGACCGCCCUUUUAUUUCAGAGGGCACCACAUUGAAAGAUCUGAUUUAUGACAUGACGACGUCGGGGUCUGGGUCAGGUUUGCCAUUGCUUGUUCAGAGGACAAUUGCAAGAACAAUUGUGUUACAAGAAAGCAUUGGCAAAGGGCGAUUCGGAGAAGUCUGGCGAGGAAAAUGGCGGGGAGAAGAAGUUGCUGUGAAGAUAUUCUCCUCUAGGGAAGAACGUUCGUGGUUUCGCGAGGCAGAGAUUUACCAGACUGUGAUGUUACGCCACGAAAACAUCCUGGGAUUUAUAGCAGCAGACAAUAAAGACAAUGGUACAUGGACACAACUCUGGUUGGUGUCGGAUUAUCAUGAGCACGGAUCCCUUUUUGAUUACUUGAAUAGAUACACAGUUACUGUGGAAGGAAUGAUUAAGCUUGCUCUGUCCACCGCGAGUGGUCUUGCCCAUCUUCAUAUGGAGAUAGUUGGUACCCAAGGAAAGCCAGCCAUUGCACAUAGAGAUUUGAAAUCAAAGAACAUCUUGGUGAAGAAGAAUGGGACCUGCUGUAUUGCAGACUUAGGGCUGGCAGUAAGACAUGAUUCAGCCACAGACACAAUCGACAUUGCUCCAAACCACCGAGUGGGGACGAAAAGGUACAUGGCCCCUGAAGUCCUAGAUGAUUCCAUAAAUAUGAAACAUUUUGAAUCCUUUAAACGUGCUGACAUCUAUGCAAUGGGCUUAGUAUUCUGGGAAAUAGCUCGUCGAUGCUCCAUUGGUGGAAUUCAUGAAGAUUACCAGCUGCCUUACUAUGAUCUUGUACCUUCUGAUCCAUCAGUUGAAGAAAUGAGAAAAGUGGUUUGUGAACAGAAGUUGAGGCCAAAUAUUCCAAACAGAUGGCAGAGCUGUGAAGCUCUGAGAGUGAUGGCUAAAAUCAUGAGAGAAUGUUGGUAUGCUAAUGGAGCGGCCAGGCUGACGGCUUUGCGGAUUAAGAAAACAUUGUCACAGCUCAGUCAACAGGAAGGCAUCAAAAUGAGUUUUGUGGUAUGCCAUUGAUAUUCCAUUUUGAAAAUGCCUUUCUCCUACCAAAAUGCGCUUAAACCACUAAAUAUGCUGUGGCAUAAGCCAGUUGUUACGUGGUCAUGUUGGAAUAUUCUCCUUCGAGCUUUUAGGGUUCAGUUGUGCUGUCUGAGUAUAUUUUAAAAAGGCAAGUGGCACUCUAGAUGCUUACAGUGCUUUAAUAAGUUAAUGUUCAUAGCAUACAGACUAAUUUUUCUAUAAGAGGAAAUUUGUCUAGCUGCUUGUGAAAAGUUGUGUGGUAUUCUGUAAGCCAUUUUUCUUUAUCUGAUCGACAGUGUUAUUUUUUUAGAAGUGAAUUACAUGUAAAGUAGAAUAUGGUCAAUGUUCAGUAACAGGCCUUUUGUUUAGAGAGGCAAAGGUAGUUAAUAAUUCAAAUAGAGAACAGAUUGUGUAACAGUCACACUUGUUAUGUAGGUAUACGUGUUCCGUGGGUUCUCUGUCUUUGUAAGGUUAACAGUGUGGUUCUGAGGUCUCAUUACACUUUGAGGAAGGCAGCUUUUAAUCCAGUCUUUCCUUAUCUCGUAUGUGCAGAUACUGCAACUGCCUAAUUAACAUGGUUGCAUAAUGAAUUCAGUGUACUUUGGGGAGCGGUGGGAGCUCGAGAGCAUUCUGUACAUAAGUUCUCUAUUUCCAAUUGUUUUCAGUCAGAUUAAAUGUGUAAGUAAACUUGUCACGGUCUGCUCACAUGAAGUUAAAGCUAUCUUAUGGUUACUGAGUUUUACUUAAAGAAUGUAAAGUAUGUAGGGCUUUCACAGUUUUCAAAGUCCUUUUUAUCACUGUGAUCUUAUCCUGAGAGGGAGAAACUAUCAUACCUGUGAGACAAGACUUUGACUUGGUAGUGCUGUCAGUGCCCUGAUAAAGGGUCAGAAUAACCUUUGCAGUAUUUUGGUCAGGAAGGCACUGUGGCCAUUUAUGCUGAAUGAGUUGCAUUCUGAUAACGUCUUAUAUCUUACACGUAGAAUAAAUUUGAAAGACUACUUGGUCUUAAAACCAAAGUAAUUCUAGAAUGACAUAUUACAUAGAAAUCUAGUAUCAACUUGUGUGUUUAAAAACAUGGGGAAAAUGUUCUUAGAGGCUAUUUUGACUACAAUUUUUGUUUUCUAUAGUUACCAUGAUUUCUUUGAAGCAAAUGUUUGAGGGUUUGUUUUUAUAGUUGUGUUAUAAUACCUGUUUGGUAAUCUCUAGUUCUAUAAUCAGGUACUUUGGGGGGCAUUUCUUAAGCCUACAAGAUCUGCUUUAUGAAAUCCAGGGGACCAAUGCAUUUUAUCACUAGAACUAUUUUUAUAUAAUUUUAAGAACAUACCAAAAGUUAUCUGAUUUGAAGUUGUAAUACAUGAUUUCUCACUUUCAUAUAAGGUAAUCCACUUUUGCUAAAGAUAAUCUGCGUUACAUCAGAGGUUGAGUUGCAGUUGUACUGUUCUUGCCUAAGUCAUAAAAUGUACUUUUUAUGAAUCAGGGAAUUUUAAGUUGGAAUAUAGUUCAAAAUUGAGUUUACAUAUUACUGCAUCUGAUUCCUAUUUUGGCUAGGGACAGCUUGAUGAACCCCAGUUUGCAACAUUGAAAGUGAAAACUAUUUAAAAGGUGAAAUAGUUCAUGAUUACUAUGGCCAUAACUAUAGAUAAAUUUGAGUAGAGUAAUAGUUUUUAUCACUUAGAAGCAUAGGCCUUUGUUUAUAUUGCCUAUCCUAACAUGCUUACAUUCAGAGAUAUAACAUGACUGAAACAUGUCCUCUGGCCAUCAUUCUGUCAGUACCCCAAAGCAGCGGGAACAGACAAGUAUGACAGCGGGGCAUAGCUCUUCCUGGCCCUUUUUUCCUUCAUGUCUUUAAACUUGCUUCUUCUGACCUAACUUCCUGCUGGCCCUGUCUCAGAAACCAUUGCCUCCUACCCAUAUUCCCAGCCUUUUGAAUGAAGAGUUGCUUGAGAGACCCCGGAAUAAAGUGGACAGUGGAAUUUAUGAAAAAUACUUCCAUUUCCUUGAAUAAUUGGUAUGUCAAGGAGGGGUCCCCAAGUCUGGAGGUGAGGUUUGGGAGGCUCCUGCUGGUUGCCCUGCUUUGGCCUAGCCAUAAACAAGAAAUAGAGUAGCAGGUGUGGCAGUGGAAGUUGUGCCAGAAGCAGUGGCCAGUUGUGUGCCCUCUGGACAGUCAGGCCUGAAUGCCGAGCCUGUAACUCUGCUGUAACAACAGUGCUUGAGAAGUGCCUUGAGUUGGUGUACAGUGCCACGGCCAUCAACAACUUCAGAUUGCAGUUCUUACUAUAAAUUUUAAGCGGUCACUCAACCAGUUUCAGUCUUGCUGAGCUACUUGUUUCCCUCUGUGUCUGAGGCCUGUCAGUGUAGACUAUACUCUAAGCAAAUGGCAGAGUGUGACUAACACACAAAAUCAGUAUUGUCUUAAACAUAUCAGACUUACCCCCACACACACACUGAAGGAAUGAUUGAUUGUAAAUCAUCUGUUUCUUUUGUUUCUUGUGACAGUGGCUCUAAGUGGUGGAGAUCCCAAAUAAUGGUUUUCUUACAGCUCAGCAGAAAAAUACUCAGUUAUUUUGGGAUCCUAAAGAUCAGCACUGGACAGGUGCUGCAGUCUGCUUUGGAAUGCUGGAAUACCGGCUCUUUCUAGGAAUGCUGGAUUCCUAGGGUGUUAGGAGUGUCUGUAUGUUAUUUUCACUCUCAUUAUGCAAUCUAAUUUGUAAAUGUUAGCUUUCUAAAAAAUAUGGUUAAUAACAUUCUGCCUGUUUCUUAAAACUUAGAACUUCAGUGUGUUUGUUUUUGUUUUGAAUAAGGUUUUUGUGAACUGAGCAUCAUAAACAUGUUUUGAUAACCCCUCUUUCACAGUGUGCCGAUGGAAUGGGGUGUUUGAUAUUUCUUUAUAUGUCAAGGAGAUGCUUCAAAAUAUCAAUUGCUUUAAACUUAAAUUACCUCUCAAGAGACCAAGGUACAUUUACCUCAUUGUGUAUAUAAUGUUUAAUAUUUGUCAGAGCAUUCUCCAGGUUUGCAGUUUUAUUUCUAUAAAGUAUGGGUAUUAUGUUGCUAAAUUACCCAAAUGGUACUGUACUGUUUAUAUUGUUCCCAAAAUAGCAUUAUCUGUACUUUUUGUUUUCUGUAUUUUAUUAUAUUUGUGCAAAAUUCUUUUGACUUUGUCAGUGUAAUCUCUGCCCUUUCGGAUAUGUACAGAAAAUGUCCAUAUAAAUUUUGACUUGUGUUGAUUGAUUUUGAGAAGCCUGUAAAAGGAGAAAAAACCUUAAAUUGCAUUUCCCCAUAAGUUUUUAAAAAUUGUAUAUUGUAUUUGUAGUAAUAUUCCAAAUGAACUGUAAAUAGGAAAUAGGAGAGUGAUGUUUAUGUUAAGUCCUAACACUACAGUAGAAAAAUGGAAGCAAUGCAAAUAAAUUACUUUUUUCCCAAA